Molecule: messenger RNA, 1982 nt
Organism: Cryptomeria japonica (Japanese cedar)
Lineage: Eukaryota; Viridiplantae; Streptophyta; Pinopsida; Cupressales; Cupressaceae
Exons: 11
Coding region: 170-1636 (488 amino acids)
Biological process (GO): protein farnesylation; protein geranylgeranylation
Cellular component (GO): protein farnesyltransferase complex; CAAX-protein geranylgeranyltransferase complex; cytoplasm
Molecular function (GO): CAAX-protein geranylgeranyltransferase activity; protein farnesyltransferase activity
Source: RefSeq, a predicted model, not a curated record
CCACAUUAAACUGUAUGGAAUGGUCUCAACCAAGAUUUAGAGUGUGCCACAUUAAAUUCAUUUUCAAACUAUAGUCGAGUAUGGUUGGAUUUCUGUAGGCGAAAACAAUUAUCAGCUUUACAUGAAGCUGAAACCAUAAUAUGGUUGAGACGGGCAAUUACUAGAGAGGAUGGAGAUCGAAGGAGGAGGAAGAGGGGUCUGUUUAUUAGCUGAGCUGGAGCUGCUCCUUCACCAAGAUCCCCUCAUCAAUGAAGUGGGGUUUGUACAUCCUUCUCAACUAGCAAUAUUACAUUCUCUGGAAGGAAAAGAGCCUAUUGCAUCAUUUGGUGGAGACAUGCAACAAUCUAUAGUUGAUGGAGAUACAAAAUCCAGCAGAGAGGCAUCUUACGAUCAAUCUGUUUUUUGGAGUGGAGAUCAUAAGCUUGCCAUAUCUGUCGAGGCUUUAUCUUCUCUCUUUAAGACUGUAAAAUCUGCUUAUCUAUCUGCAUACCAGCAGUAUAAAUGUCUUGUUCACUCCUCACAAAAUAACAUUCAUUUGCCUUAUGUGUAUGAACUGGAAGGUUCAUUAGAAACUGUUGGGCAAGAUAGACAGACGUUGGAUAUAGAAGCUGUAGAAAAUGAACUAAUGAGCCACAGCAAAGUCUUAGUUUUAUUAAGCUGUGACUAUGCUAGUGCUUGGAACUCCAGAAAGCAGGUGAUCUCUCAGAAAUCACUCAAAGAAGUGUAUUGUACAGAGCUUCAAUUGUCAGCACUUGUUCUAUCUUAUGCACCGAAGAGCGAGCAAGCUUGGUCCUACCGUUACUGGGUGAUUGGACAAAUCAUCAAUGGCGUUCUUAAUUUGAAGGAAGGUCAUUCGAUUUUUGAAAGUGAAUCUGAUUUUGUAGAACACAUAGUUGAGAGAUCACAUAUGAAUUAUCGAGCAUGGCGCCACCGAUGUCGGCUUGUGAACCAUAUGUUAACACCACAAGUUCUAAAUGAGUUGCAUAGAACAAAGAAGUGGGCAGAAUCACAUGUGGGAGAUAACUGUUGUUUUCAUUAUCGUCAGUGUUUGUUGCUACAACUACACCAGAAGGUGAAUCCGAUUGAUAAAGUGGACAUAGACAUUUCUCCAAACAUUUUGUUUAGGAGUUUACAAAAUGAUAAUGAGGGAGAUGGUGGUGAAAUUUUACUAAUGUGGAAGGAGGAACUUGAUUGGAACAAAAAACUUAUAACACAAUAUUUUGGUCGAGAGAGUCUAUGGAUCCACCGUCGUUUUCUCUUUUAUGAGAUGAUACAGCAGACUAGGGCUGGCUUUCGCUGCACUGACACAUCAUCUGCCACACAUUGUGAUAUGACUUUUGCUAAACAUAGACAGAAUCACCCACCAGUAUCUCUAGAUUUUUUUUUGUUUAUUGAAGAGGAGUUUGAGUUCAUUGACUUCUGGAUAAAUAAAACUGACAUUACUUUUGAAGAUACCACCAAACAGAAAGAAUGUGCAGCUAUGUACAGCAUGUGGAUGAUCCUGCACCUCCGACAAGUUAAUGGAAGCCAGGAAUUAUUCGAGAGGGUUGAAAAAGAACAAAUCAAGCUCAAGGUUGUGCUGGAAAAUGUGUGUCCACAAAGGACUAUUAUUUGGAAAGACGUAUUAUCAAUCUAAAUCAAUGCAAUGCUGUAAUUCUGUGAAGGGGAGGGAAUGAUCGCAUGCCCCCUAGUAAGCCAAACCGAGCUCUUGAGAUUUGUUCUGCCUGUCCGAUCAUGCCUCCACCCACGAAACCGACAUCUUGCAAACCAUUCCCAACAAGUUGUAUACAAUUACAGUGAGGAUGAUCGGGAUUCUCUCACUUCGAAGUUUUUUUUAGUUUUUUUUGAUAAAAGUGGAUAGAACCACUGAAUUAUAUUAAUUUUUAAAAGUUUUUUAUUACUUCGGAAAGAAGUAUUACUGCAUAUUCAUGUGAAAAUUUAACAUGUUGUCAUUAUAAUAUGCAUAUUCAUGUGAAAAUUUA